AUGCUGCCGUCGCUUGUCUCGGGUGCAUAUGAAGACUCGGAGUCGUACUCGGACUCGGACGAGGAGGUCGACGCGUGCGGACAGGCGGAGGUCGUCGAGCCGUCGCCGGUCGCAUCCGGCGGACGCUCUGGUGUCUCGCCCGCACAGGCGGCGCAGGGAAGCAAGCCGCGACUCUUUGCCGUCUCGUCCACCACAUCUGUCGCGUCGUCGACCGAUGAGGCCAGCCGCAAGCGCAAGCGGGUCAUCACCCUCGCUCUGCCUGAUCCGGUGACGGGCGACGAUCCAGAGCAGCCGGGCGUGGGGCCUGUCGCCCCGCCACCGGCCAAGAAGACGCGCCCGCUGUCGGGUCUAGCUGCACUGCUGCCGCCUCCGACACGGGCGACACCUGUUCUGCCAAAGCCGUCGUCGGUCGUGACGCAGCAGGCGCCAUCGCCUUCAACAGCGCGCCCCAAGCGGACCCAGGCCCCUCUCCCGCUGCUCCCGCACCAGAUGACCGCUGCCGGCCGUGCGAAUGCCGCACGCGUCGAUGCAGCCAUCCGCGCCGAGACCCGCGGAGCAGCAGCUGCCGAGCUGUCACAGCAACCGCCAUCAGACGCAGCUGCCGCCACCGCCGCCGCCAUCGCUGCAGCCCGCGCCCGCCGCUCCGGUAAGAGCGUACCAUCCGCACCUGCAACAUCGGCAGCGCCUGCGCCUACGCCACCCAAAUCCAUCGCCGCUCCAGCGGCGUCCCCAUUUGCACCGCGCCGCCGCAAAGCGUCGCCGUAUGUCCCGCCCAGCGACUUUUUCAACCUCGAGGCACCGGCACCCGUGCCCGCACCAGCACCAGCACCCGCAUCCGUGCCAGCACUUGCAGCGCCGACAUCAACGUCUACUGCCGGCAACGGCCUCGCUGGAGUCACCUUUGUCGAGGUGGCCCAGGCUGAUCUCCUCGACACCUCGGGCUAUCAGCCGCAGAUCGACGCGCUCCGCUCGUUGCAGAAGCGGAUGGCGGCGGCCAACGCGGCAGCAUCAGAAGUCUCGAACGAAGCCAAGUCGAAGAACCACAUUUCGCACAUGGUGGUACAGGCCGAGGCCACCCGCCUCCGCAACAUGCACCGUCAGGCCAUGGACGCUGUCCGGCGGUAG
Thecamonas trahens ATCC 50062 is the source of this 1125-nucleotide messenger RNA. RefSeq lists its product as uncharacterized. The coding region runs from base 1 to 1125 and encodes 374 amino acids. NCBI's taxonomy places the organism in Eukaryota, Apusomonadida, Apusomonadidae. The record is from RefSeq and is a predicted model, not a curated record. The transcript has a single exon.